CGAGCGACAGAAACACACAGAGAGAGAGAGAGAGAGAGAGAGAGAGAGCACGCGCGGACAGAGCGGAGCGAACGCGCUUGGGGGGCUGGCAGCCGGGGGUCUUGAAUCAGCAGAACGCGGCUGUCUUGAGGGCCAACGCUGCCUUCGCACUACUGCUCUCCUCUUCCUCCAUCAAACCUCUCAGCGCUCAGACGACAAGGAGAAACGCGCCGGCCAACGAUGGGGAAAAAGAACAAGAAAGGCUGCGACCUGAAGGGCUUCCUGAAGAAGAACUGGCUGCUCAUCACCACGGUGGUCGCCGUGGUCUUGGGCAUCGGCUUGGGCCUCCUCGUCCGUGAAUAUGCCACGCUCUCUAACCUUGACAAGUUUUACUUUGGCUUCCCCGGUGAAAUCCUCAUGCGAAUGCUGAAGCUGAUCAUCCUGCCCCUCAUCAUAUCCAGCAUCAUAACAGGAGUGGCCGCCUUGGACUCUGAGGUGUCUGGGAAGAUCGGCCUGCGUGCCGUCGUUUAUUAUUUUUCCACCACCAUCAUUGCUGUCAUAUUAGGAAUUGUGCUGGUGAUGACCAUCAAGCCAGGGGUGUCACAGAAGGCCGAUGACAUGGACCGGACCGGCUCGACGCCCGAUGUCAGCACCGUGGACGCCUUGCUGGACUUGCUCAGAAACAUGUUCCCGGAGAACCUCAUCCAGGCCUGUUUCCAGCAGUACAAGACAAAGCGUGAAGAGUUAAAGCCACCAAGUAAACCGGAGACGAACAGCACCACGUCCAUCAUGCCAACGGUCACCAUGAUGACUGCUGUACCCGAGAACGUAACCAAGGAUUACAAAAUCGUUGGCCUCUACUCCGAUGGCAUUAACGUGCUGGGUCUCAUCGUCUUCUGCCUCGUGUUUGGGAUUGUCAUCGGGCAGAUGGGCGAGAAGGGCAGGCUGCUGGUGGAGUUCUUUGACGCCCUGAAUGAUGCCACAAUGAAGAUAGUGCAGAUCAUCAUGUGCUACAUGCCAAUUGGAAUUCUGUUCCUGAUUGCUGCUAAGAUCAUCGAGGUGGAGGACUGGGACAUUUUCCGGAAGCUGGGCCUGUACAUGGUGACCGUGCUGGCAGGGCUUGCAAUCCACGCCAUUUUCUGCCUUCCGCUCAUUUAUUUCAUCAUCGUGAGGAAGAAUCCGUUCACGUUUGCGUUGGGAAUGGCGCAGGCUCUCCUGACGGCGCUGAUGAUCUCCUCCAGCUCUGCCACUCUUCCUGUGACGUUCCGCUGUGCCGAAGAAAACAACCGAAUAGACAAGAGGAUCACCCGCUUUGUGCUGCCCGUGGGGGCCACCAUAAACAUGGACGGGACAGCCCUCUACGAGGCCGUGGCUGCCAUCUUCAUCGCCCAGCUGAACGACUUGUCCCUGGAUGUCGGCCAGAUUGUGACUAUCAGCAUUACGGCGACGGCUGCCAGCAUCGGGGCUGCGGGGGUCCCUCAGGCCGGUCUGGUUACCAUGGUGAUUGUCCUGACUGCUGUUGGCCUCCCAGCGAAGGACGUCACACUUAUCAUUGCAGUCGACUGGCUCCUGGAUCGUUUCCGGACCAUGAUCAAUGUGCUCGGCGAUGCCUUUGGAGCGGGCAUUGUCCAGAAACUGUCAAAGAGCGAGCUGGAGAGGAUGGACCUUUCUUCAGAGGUGGACGUCAUCAACCCGUUUGCCUUGGAGACGACCAUCAUGGACGAAGAGGAGCACGAGAAGAAGUCGUAUAUCAACGGGGGCUUCACUGUGGAUAAGAGUGACUCGAUCUCCUACACGCAGACCUCCCAGUUCUAGGGGGCGCCACCGCUCGUUUGAUUUCCUAUCAUCGAAGGCCAAGGCCUCCGAGCAGACAAUUAGCCUCACGCUGCUCCAUUCUUUUUGUCAUUCCUGGCAAAUCUGUGGGUGAAACUGAAAAAACACAACGCAACAGUCAAGCGAAGCCCAAGUGGCCGAGUGAGUCUCUCCACGCCUCAGAGGCCGUCAGGGUCCACGUGUGCCAAACGGAUGAGGGAUGAGACUUGAACCCACAUCUCAGAAGAAAACAUUUUGCCUGAAAUAGUGCAUGGUGUUUAGAAAACAAAAUCAAGUAAUUAAGCCAAAAAUGAAAAAAGAGCAUCAGGCCAAAGCGAAGCAGGACCAGCGCCACGGCCUGCCGAGUCCCGCACUCGCCCGCCAUCCUUUGUGCCAUCUGUCACCCUCUACCUGUCACUGACACUUUAAAAAAGCUGUGAAGUUUGACACUACUGAGCCACCUGCUCCCGCUUGGUCCGCCUUCUCCUCUUCACCAUUGACUGUUUUUUGGUCUCUUGUGCCUGCUUUUGUACUUUUGGUGCCAAAUCAGAUGCCAGUCUCACUUGAUGUACUAUCACUCCAAGGCCUCACGUUCAAAUCCCACGCUUUCUUCUCAUCUUCUGUGCUAAAAUGUGCCAGCUAGUGAAGUUCUGCUUGUCUGAGAUGUCCAUGCCAGCGCUGCCUCUGCAUGCCCUGGCCACCGAUUUAGUGCCCAUCUCUCUGUUAGUUUUUAAACCUGCCCUGUCCAGUCCAAAGUUUAUCAAAGCAGGACCCAGACCCAGCUGGGGUGCCAAUCCAAUGCUGGGCACAUUCACUUAUGCCACACCAGUUAGUCUUUUAGGAACAAACACACUCACAUGGUGAGAACAUGCCAACGUCUUUGAACUGGCCCACUCCGGUGGGCAUCUACUGUGGCUUAACAGCUGCCAGGAAGGUCACUGGCUUGCCAGCAGUGUCCCCAGGAGUAUGUCACUUUGUCGUGGGCCUUUCUCAGCCGCUCUCGGCUCCCCUUGUUGCUGUGCCAGUCGUACACUCACCCAUACAGCUUUUCUUCGCUGUCUUUACUGUAAGCGGGUGAACCCCUCACUUGGGCACCAGUUAGCCUCCCAACGUGCCCUGUUAUGUUCUGCUAGCUCAGGAAGCUCACUUUGAGGCUUUGCCUGCAGGAUGCCACUGCCGUUCUGCCUCUCCACAGUCAGCCUUACCCCGACUUCUACACGCAGGCCCUUGGCCCGCACAGCUCCACAUUUCUACCUUUUACAUUAAAAAUGCAGAUGUUUGUCUCCGUGUCCCCUUUCGUUAACACCACACUGGCGUUUUACACCCAUGAGAAGACUCGAAUUGCGCUCUGAUUGGCUCGUGCUUAUUAGGCGGGCCUUCUCUGAUUGGAUUCUGCUCAUUAUGAUGUCGCAUUCCCUGAGGUAUUGAAGAGUUGCUUUCCGUGGCACUUUUUGGGUUGCUUGUUUGCGUUUGGCACAGUUGGAAUUCUUCACUAAAGGCAGAUAAUUCGCGAAUUGCUACAGUUUAGUGAUAAAUCUCACAGUUGGCGACGUUACCAUCCCUUGAAGGGUCGCUGGAUUUCAAACUCGCGGUCAGGUGCCUACUCCCAGUGCAGGGCAGCAUCACUAGUCAUAAGCGAGGCCCACAAUGGACAUGUCCCAGUACACGCGUGCAGUGCGCACCCGCUGCUGGGCUGACCCCAUCAGCUUCAGGACGUUUGAGGGCCACGUCAGAAGUUCUGCUCUUGAGAGCCGACUGAAACUUCUGAUGGGACAGAAAUUCUGAUUGUACAACGGGCCAAUCGUAAAACGCAAGUCUCCUUCCGCAGGUCAAGUGACAUCCGAUGAAGCGGAAAAUGAGUUGCGACUACCAGUUAAAACUGUGCCCAAGUCGCAGGGUGUAGGCCACUUUUAGACGUCUAUGAACCUCGUGUGCCCAGUGUAGGCGGACGACUACGCCAGAUGCGGUUUUGGUUGUUGGGGUGUGGAGGAGAAUACAUCUGUAGGUGACGUGACGAUGCUGCUGUGGGUGGAGAGCACUUUCAUUUAAACAUCGAAUGUAUCGUUAUUGUUUGCCACCCAAGAAUCCUGCCACACUUGUCCCGUGACAAACUGAGAUCUGCCCUCGAGAUGCCCCCGUGAGCCUCUCGGCUUCCCACUUUGUUGAAUUUCUCGGUGGUGGUUUGAAGGAAUCAAAGCUGAUUUGCUGCCUGCUUGUAUGCAUGAAGCGGGUAUCGUAUCGCUCCAAACACAAUUUCUGGUUGGCGUACUUAUGUUUAGUGGGGUGCAGGAUGAAUGUUCUCACUGGGAAGCUCACAUUUCCCACAUCCACACUUCCCAGCAUUAAAGUGCCAUUACUGAAGUUGGGCAGAGGUUGCUGAUCUCUUCACCGUGACGGCUGCCACGCUCUUCUUCUUAUCAUUUGUGGGGCACCAUCUGUUGGAAUGUGUUUUAUAAGGCAUGUCUUAAUAAACUGCAUUGCAUUUUUCAUUUCAACAGAUGGUGCACUGCUGUAAGGAAUCAGAAGGCAAAUCAAGCAGCAGACAAACGGACACCAUGACUUAAUAAAGGAAAUUUUAAAUUG
Messenger RNA from Erpetoichthys calabaricus (reedfish), 4374 nucleotides. RefSeq names its product solute carrier family 1 member 1 (gene slc1a1). Bases 220 to 1794 code for a protein of 524 amino acids. NCBI's taxonomy places the organism in Eukaryota, Metazoa, Chordata, Cladistia, Polypteriformes, Polypteridae. The transcript has 12 exons. The record is from RefSeq and is a predicted model, not a curated record. Gene Ontology annotation, cellular component: plasma membrane. Gene Ontology annotation, biological process: L-glutamate transmembrane transport. Gene Ontology annotation, molecular function: L-cysteine transmembrane transporter activity; L-glutamate transmembrane transporter activity; glutamate:sodium symporter activity.